Molecule: messenger RNA, 747 nt
Organism: Fonsecaea nubica
Lineage: Eukaryota; Fungi; Ascomycota; Eurotiomycetes; Chaetothyriales; Herpotrichiellaceae
Product: uracil phosphoribosyltransferase
Exons: 3
Coding region: 1-747 (248 amino acids)
Source: RefSeq, a predicted model, not a curated record
AUGGCUUCAGUCCCGCGAGCCAACGGGGUGCAAUCGCCCGCUAUAGGUGUUGGCCCUUCUUAUCGUCCAGAGGAGGAAAAACCUACAGCCACCGUCUCGAAAAGUGUUGAGCAAGAAAAUGUCCAUGUCUUACCCCAGACUCCUCAGCUGAUUGCUCUGUUGACCAUGAUUCGAGACAAGAACACCCAGCGAGCGGAUUUCAUCUUCUACUCCAAUCGAAUCAUUCGUCUGCUUGUUGAGGAGGGUCUCAACCACCUUCCUGUCGUGACACAUACCGUCACAUCCCCUGUUGGCAAGGACUAUGUUGGGGUAAAAUUCGAGGGGAAGAUCUGUGGCGUUUCGAUCAUGCGAGCAGGAGAGUCAAUGGAGCAGGGUUUAAGAGAAUGUUGCCGUUCAGUCAGGAUAGGCAAAAUCCUGAUCCAACGCAACGAGGAAACCAGCAAACCGAAGCUUUUUUAUGACAAGCUACCCCCGGACAUUCAGAACCGAUGGGUGCUGCUUCUGGAUCCCAUGUUGGCAACCGGUGGCAGCGCCAUCAUGGCCGUCGAGGUGCUAAAGAGCAAAGGUGUCCCGGAAGAGCGCAUUUUGUUCUUGAAUCUGAUUGCAAGCCCAGAAGGUAUUGAGAACUUUGCCAAACAGGUGCCCAAAGUGAGAGUGGUGACAGCUUUUGUGGACCAGGGUCUCAAUGAGCAAAACUACAUCGUCCCCGGCCUGGGAGAUUUCGGCGACCGUUUCUAUACACUGUGA